Molecule: messenger RNA, 2563 nt
Organism: Calliphora vicina (urban bluebottle blowfly)
Lineage: Eukaryota; Metazoa; Arthropoda; Insecta; Diptera; Calliphoridae
Gene: MCU
Product: mitochondrial calcium uniporter
Exons: 10
Coding region: 531-2240 (569 amino acids)
Biological process (GO): calcium import into the mitochondrion; mitochondrial calcium ion homeostasis
Cellular component (GO): uniplex complex; mitochondrial inner membrane
Molecular function (GO): calcium channel activity; uniporter activity
Source: RefSeq, a predicted model, not a curated record
AAAAACACACACAAUUAUCUACUAAAACAAAAAGAAAAACAAUACAAAGUACAACAAAAUAUUAGUUAAAGAAAUUGAACUCACGCAGUUGGGAGCAUUUGGAGAAACAAAAACAACACACACUCUCCUCUAGACAAGAAUUUAAUAUUAAAAAAUGCUGGCGAUAGUAAAAGAAUUUGUGUGAAUUUUAGUGCUUGUUUAGUAGUUCGUUGGUACAAACCACCUCUCUCUCGUCCGUGUCGUGUCGUCUGUGCCGAAAUUCGAACGUACCGUGUGUUUGUUGUUUUCUGUUCAUUUUGUGUUUUUUGGUGCCCAACUUGUUGUUGUUAUUAAUGUGAAUCAACAGAGUGAAUACAACAAACAAACAAAAAAAGUACCAUCACAUCACUAACAAUUAUUAGCAUUAUUAUUGUCACACGACGCCGCAGUCGCAGCUCAAUAAACUCUGCCACCGCAACUGCUACAACAACUAUUAAUAAGCCAACAGUAAAUAAAUAGCAAAGUCAGGGUAAAAGAAUCUCUACUCCACAAUGGCAGCGGGCGUAUGUGCAAGUACAAGUAUCCGCAUGUUUAUGCGGCGUACAAGGGAUUUUACUCUGUACACGCGUCGCAGCUCUGCUCUACGCAUUCUGCCACUAACAACAAAUAUUAGUGUGAAUUCAUGGAGCUUGGGAGGACGACAAAGUUACUGCACAAAUAAAACUGAAGACUUAAACUCAGGCAACACUACUUCUCAACCAACUACCGCCACCACAUCUAGUCAUACAAUUAAAAAGGCUUCUUCUACCACUGUGGCCUCAGCUAAAGCUAACAAAAUUAAAAAUACUUUUGUUGACAAAAACAAUGUGAAAAUUGCAAAAACUGAAAACAUUUCCUUAAAUAAUGAAAUUAAUUUAACAGAAUUGAAUUUAAUACAAAUGAAGCUGACAGAAUUGAAAUUAUUAUGUCGCGGUUAUGGCCUAAAGGCAAAUGGUAAAAAAUCCGUAUUAAUUAAACGUUUGCAGGAUUACAUUGAGCAACAACAGCAGGAACUGCUGCAACAUCAACACAAUGCGACCACAAGUAACAGCAGCAGCACCAGCAAUGACAAAACAUCAUUUGCCACCUCCAUGCUACCGCAUUCAACAACUGACACUUUGUCAGCGUCGCCCAAUGAUACGGCGACCUCUGUUGCAAACGAUUCAUUGUCGUCAAGUGGCGUGUUGCAACAAAAUGCCAGCCAAACUCAUUAUUCUUACCACACUGAUUCUAUAGACAUUGUUAAUAAUGUUGAUACGAGUAAUAAUCAUGUUGGAGAUGUAUCCGUUGUAUAUAUUAACGGUUUGCCUCAUCUUACCAUACCGCUUCCUAGUAGAAAUGAAAAAUGCCGCUUUGCUUUGAAACCUGUCUCACACAGAGUGGGUGAUCUGAUUGAGAUGCUGAAAACAGAGGAUCGAGGCAUUGAUCGUGCGACUAUACUGAAUAAUAGUGGCGUUAGAAUAGCAUCAACUUGUAAUAUAGAAAGUUUAAUGGAUGAACCGUUUUGGAUACACAUUAACGACCAAAAAUAUAAAGUAGUUCCUCCACAGCGAGAAAGAAUUCAAAUUAAAGAUCUUAGUAAAUUAGGUGACAUUAAAGCAUUAGUAGCCCAGUUAUACGAAGCCUUACAUGUUGGCGAAUAUCACAUAGAAAAGGAGCAAGAAUUGACAACUAAAUUAGAAGAUUUAAAAUAUCAAAUAGCACCUUUAGAAAGGGAAAAAACGGAACUAAGCGCACAAGCCGAACGUAAAACAAACAUAAUGACCUGGGUUGGUUUAGGUUUGAUGUCAGUGCAAUUUGGAAUCUUGGCUAGACUGACAUGGUGGGAAUAUUCUUGGGAUAUUAUGGAACCAGUUACAUACUUUGUUACCUAUGGCACGGCCAUGGCCAUGUAUGCCUACUAUUGCAUAACAAAAACUGAAUACAAUAUGCCCGAAGUUAAAGACCGCCAAUACCUCAUUUCCUUGUAUAAACGUGCCAAAAAGAAGAAUUUCGAUGUUGACAGCUACAAUCAGUUGAAACGUCAAAUAGCCGAAAUUGAGUAUGAUCUGCGUCGUUUGCGUGAUCCUUUAAAUUUGCAACUGCCACCACAUGUUGAUCGUUCACAACAAAAUCCACCCUUGGAUGCUGUUCCACCGUCUAGUGCAUUAACUAAUGAAAUCUCUUCAACUACGGUUAAAAAGUCCGGUUUUAAGAUACCCUUUCUAGAUUCGAAAAAUUAAAAUCAACAACGUUACCAAAUCGAUCCUCUCGUGUGCUAACUACAAGGUGUAAACAAAUUAAAUGAAAAGUUUUUUUUUUAUUUAUAGAUAAGACUUUUUUGCAAACUGUUUAUUUUUCAACAUAACUUAAUUUAGUUUUUGUUUUUGUUUAAUUUUUAUAUUCUUACAUCUAACUAAUUUCAUUUUACCUCACUUGAAAAUGCUGUGUUAGUCUAAAGAAAAAAAAAACAAACAAAAUCACUUAAAAUUGUACUCAAAGUACAUAAUUAUUUAUUUAUUGAGCUAUAUAUCAUGCAUUUAUAUAAAGGUAUAUAUGUAAAUGU